Messenger RNA from Peronospora farinosa, 330 nucleotides. The record is from the annotation of a GenBank genome assembly. NCBI's taxonomy places the organism in Eukaryota, Oomycota, Peronosporomycetes, Peronosporales, Peronosporaceae.
AUGGGGAAGUCACGCGUUGUGUGUGACUACUGUAACAAGUCGUUCGAGGACUCGCAUGAGGCGCGACAGCGACACAAUCGUGGGCGCAACCACAAGACGAACGUUAAGCUCUGGUACGACAGCUUCACAGAUCAUGAACGACAUGCAUCUGCUGCUACGUCAGUAAACUUUGACCAGACGUUGCGUACAAUUGACCAAGGUUCUCCUGCAUGGGCGCCAGUGAAUCUAUCCUCUGCUAAACGCGAUCAAGGACCGACACAAAACCUACCGCCGUCGAUGCUCCCUGCUCCACCCGGUGCCUUCUACUAUUGUCGGUCCGAUUGGGGCUGA